GUCUCACGUAUCUAAAAUAUAUUAAUCAAUUGUUUCAUUCACUCGUAGGCUAUCUCUCCAUUCAUCCCUGGUAGGAGGGACUAGUGAUCCGCUUGAAUACAGCCCGAGUGUUUCCGAGACGUGGAUGGCAUGGCACUUUAAUGCAGUGAAACUAAGACACGUGUGUGUUUCUGAUCACCGAUCUUCCCUCUGACGACUCCACAGCCACUCGAGUUGGCGAGGAUAUUAGGAAACAGAGAAUAUGGACUACCUGCCUGAUGACAACUCCAGGUACAAAGAUGUUGACUACUGGGAUGAAAGAUACAAAACUGAGCAGUGUUAUGACUGGCUAGGGAGCUUCUCCAAAUUCCAGCACCUUCUGCAGAAGCAUGUCAACAAGAAAGACUCGAUUCUGAUACUAGGUUGUGGAAACAGCAGCAUGAGCAGCGACAUGUACAAGGCCGGCUACCGCUCCAUCACCAACAUCGACUACUCAUCAGUGUGCAUCAGUGCAAUGAGUGCCAGGCAUAGCGACUGCCCCGGUAUGAGUUGGCAUCAGAUGGACAUACGCCAGCUCUCCUUCCCCGAUGCAUCUUUUGAUGUUGUCCUGGAGAAGGCCACGCUGGACGCCAUCAUGGUGGAAGAGAAGUCACCAUGGAGUGUAUCACCUCAGACAGCCAGUUUCAUUCACCAAGCACUAACAGAGAUCAGUCGGUGCUUAAAGCCAGGAGGACGGUUUGUCUCCAUUACCUUUGCUGAUCCUCUCUUCAGGAAACGGCUCUAUGCUAAAAGCGAAUAUAACUGGUCCAUUAAGAAGUACAGUUAUGGAGAUGGUCUGGAGUAUUUUGUGUACGUCAUGACCAAAGGAGAGGAGCUCAGCCCUGAAGAUGCAGCUCUGGAGAAAAAGCUACAGGAGGACGUUAAAUCAACACAUACAGUAGUUACCACAGCUCAAAGUGAGGAGGAAGAGGAGGACUUCAUGUCUAAUAUCGACCUGUAAAAAUCUUUUUAAUAUUUUAUCCACGGGAUUUUUAAGUAAGUCUUAAAUUCUGAAUCAUGUUCCACCAAAUAUCUUAUUUUUUUAAAUUGAUUCUAUUCCUUUUUUAAUUGCAGUAUUGAAAAAUAUCUUCAUGUCAAGAUAUCAAAUAAUGGUGGAUGUUUGUUAUACUGAACAAUCUGCCACCAAAGUUACAAAUACAAUUAUGUAAGAUGUAAUCUUCUGGAAUGAUGGGUUUACUGUUGAUAGCUAAGUAAUCUGUUAUUUCAACAUAAAGAACUGUUGGACCAAAAAACAAGUUUGAAGCCAACCUUUAAAAACUAAAUAGAUGUUUUAAACAAUAUAAUAUUGGAUUCAUUGCCCCACAGAGGCUCAAAUGUAUCUGAUAAAUGCCUGUUAAUUUGCAGUUUUAUAAUCCUUGACAUGGACAAUGAAAACUAAAGAAAGACAGCAUCAUACCAGCCAAGAGAUAAAAGAUGGACUUAACAAAAGCCAGUAUCGUUGUGUUUCGUCUUGGCGUGGACGAAAGGGGAUAAAGUGGCCUCUUAAAGAGAUAACAGACCAUUUUUUCACCUUGGACUAGUUUCAGUCUUUCCACCAGAAUGGUGUCUAUCCCGAUUCUAUAGAGUAGUGUUAAUUUUGGCAGUUAUUUUAAAUCAGUCUUCAGGAUGUGAAAAUAAUUUACACAAACCUUUUUUUUUUCAAGCAUUUGGCAGGUCAAUACAAGCCUUCACACCAGCAACAUAAUAUCACCGUGCGAAUUGUGCUAACGUUUUCUUUUUUUUUUCAAGCUGUGGUCAAAUUUUUUCUAAAUUUUCUUGGAUAAGCACAAAUUAGACCAAUAAAACACACACUGUUGCCUAUAAUAGAAGAAUUUUAACCUCCUACAACCCAGCAUCCUCAUAUGAGGACAUUACAUGUUUGGUUCCCUGCACCAUUACUAUUUUUUUGCUUAGCUUAGACCUGUUAGCCUCAUUCCUGGACACUUCAUCUGCCGUCUUGUGCUCACAAAAGCACACUACAAUUAGAUGGCUGAGAUGGCUGCCAUUCCUACAAGCAUGUUGUACAGUCAUUUUUUUUCAGUUUGGUAACAUUUGUAGUUUGAUAUGGUGUGCAAAUUUGACACAUUUUGAAUGAAACCAACAGUUUUCAAUUAAAAUUAAUUUUAGCUUUAGUCACAUUUUAUGCAUUUUUAACCUUUCCAGUUUUAGUCUAGUUUUAGUUGACAAAACUCAGAAACAUUUCAGUCUAGUUUAAAUCAGUAAAAGUCCUUACAUUUUAGUGUUGACCUUAAGACAAGGCAUUUAUUUUCCUUAAACUAAUUUCACUGUGAAAUUGAUAUACAUGUAAAACAUUCAUUUCAAGUCUAUUUAUUAAAAUAAAGACAUACCUUAUAUGGACAGUGGAGAAAUAUCAAAGAUUUUGAAUGCCCAGUCAAACAUUUCGGUCUCCUUUCAGUCUCCUUGAUGAAAAUCAAACUCAAUUUUUGACGAACCUAAAUUUUAUCACCAUUCUUAUUCUUAGUCUAGUCUUCCUUAUGGAAAAAAAAAGGUGGUCGACAAACAUAUUGUAUUUUGUCAAUUGUGAUUACCUCUGCCAAGGAGGUUAUGUGAUCGGCAGGGUUUGUUUGUUAGUUUGUUUGUUAGUUUGUUAGCAACAUAACUCAAAAAGUUGUGGACGGAUUUUGAUGAAAUUUUCAGGAAAUGGCAAAAGGAAGAACUGAUUAGAUUUUGGGAGUGAUUUUUUUAAAGGAUUCUUUACUGUUGGGAGAUAGGGCUAAUAGUGGAGGUCUGCGCUCUCCGAGUGCUUUUCUAGUUGUAAUUGUAAUUCAUUAGGGCCGAUCUGGGUGAAGCAUGUUGGCUUUUUAAAUAAUUUGGCCAAUACAAUAAAAGCAUUUUAGUAUUUCCAUCCUCAUUUUACAUUUUUUUAUUUUUUCUUACUAUUUUUUCGAGCUUGAAGGGCUUGGUUUUCUCCCUUUUUUGGACAUUUCUUUCCCCCUGUUCUCCAAGAGCGCCCAACUUUGGCCCAGUCUGCUGCUUCUAGCACUAUGCAAUGUAGGCUAUAAUGUAACUUCAGCAGUGAGCCACAGUUUCCCAGCAAGAGAUUUACAUAGUUUACAGUGCUAGUUUACACGUCAGCCUUCGGAUUCAGCCUUUUAGCUUUUUAUUAUGACUGAGGUUAAGAGACUAAACCAGACAGUGAUUAUGAAGAAGAGAAAUAAAGAGUUGCAAUUGUGUCUUUAAAGCAUUGUCUUAUAAAGUCUGCCUCAGUUGAUUAUUUAGUCAUCCUGCUAUUAAAAAAAUCUUAUAAUGUGUU
Molecule: messenger RNA, 3292 nt
Organism: Cheilinus undulatus (humphead wrasse)
Lineage: Eukaryota; Metazoa; Chordata; Actinopteri; Labriformes; Labridae
Gene: ece2a
Product: endothelin converting enzyme 2a
Exons: 4
Coding region: 242-979 (245 amino acids)
Molecular function (GO): S-adenosylmethionine-dependent methyltransferase activity
Source: RefSeq, a predicted model, not a curated record